Spodoptera exigua (beet armyworm) is the source of this 1167-nucleotide messenger RNA. NCBI's taxonomy places the organism in Eukaryota, Metazoa, Arthropoda, Insecta, Lepidoptera, Noctuidae. The record is from the annotation of a GenBank genome assembly.
UGUAAGAUACCGGACACAGGACAGGACAUUUAUUUAUUAACAAACUCUUUAAUAGUUCCUCUUCUGAUAAAUCGAGUUGAUAAACAUUUCGUAAAUACAACUGCCAAAAAGACACCUUCGCUUGACAAUUACUUGGCGGCGUUAGGAAAGGGGCUUGACUUCUUUGGGAUCCAUGGACCAACGGCUGAUGAGAUUACAAAAGAUCUUGAUUUGUCCAAUAAAACAUGUUUGAUUACUGGAGCUAACAGUGGUAUCGGAUUGGAGAUGACGAAAGUUCUAAGUUCUCGAGAGUGCACGGUGCUUAUGGCUUGUCGCAAUCCCUAUGCGGCCAAUAUGGUCGCUAAAAAUGUUUGUGGAAAUAGCCAUCGCCUUAAACUUUAUGAAGUUAAUCUUGCGUCGUUAAGAUCUGUAAAAAAGUGCUCCGACGAAAUUUUGAAACAACAAGCGAAAAUUGAUAUCCUUAUCUUAAACGCAGCUGUAUUUGGAUUACCAUGGACUCUUACGGAGGACUCGUUAGAAACAACAUUUCAAGUCAAUUACCUGAGUCAGUACGUCUUAUUAAUGAAUAUUGAAAAGAUUCUUGCUCCUGACGCCCGCGUCGUGAUUGUAUCUUCGGAGUCACACAGGCACGUGAGCUGGGAUUUCAAUAAUCAGCUAACACCCACGGAAGCAAUGGUGUCCCUUCCCAAAAGUCAAUACACAUCCAUUAGAGCCUAUAACAUUUCAAAGCUGUGUGCCAUUCACUUUAUGCAUUAUUUAAGUUAUCGGUGGCUGAACUCAGGCAAGUCAGUGUUCUGUGCACACCCCGGCACGUUCGUGAAGACAAGAUUAUGCCGGAACUGGUGGCCUUACGAGCUGCUUUAUACAUGCAUGAGGCCUUUCUCCAAGUCUAUUAGCCAAGCAGCCAGUACGCCUCUAUACUGCGCGACGUCCCCCGAUCUGAACGGUCUGUCGGACGUGUACUACAAGGACUGCCGCCGCUGCGAAGUGAGCGACCUGGCGCAGGAUCUACACUUGUCCUUCCGAAUCUGUGAUUUAACGAAAAAUUUAAUCCGUGACCGAGUCUCUUUGACCGAAGAAGCCAGAGUCAAAGAAUUGGCCGCUUUCCCAGACCAAGCUAAACAUACAAUUGAUGAGAAUACACUGGUGGCUAACUAUACUGGCUAG